Gigantopelta aegis is the source of this 4026-nucleotide messenger RNA. RefSeq lists its product as uncharacterized. The transcript has 10 exons. The record is from RefSeq and is a predicted model, not a curated record. Gene Ontology annotation, molecular function: transmitter-gated monoatomic ion channel activity involved in regulation of postsynaptic membrane potential; NMDA glutamate receptor activity. Gene Ontology annotation, cellular component: plasma membrane; postsynaptic membrane. Lineage: Eukaryota; Metazoa; Mollusca; Gastropoda; Neomphalida; Peltospiridae. Bases 1 to 3684 code for a protein of 1227 amino acids. Gene Ontology annotation, biological process: synaptic transmission, glutamatergic; monoatomic ion transport; ionotropic glutamate receptor signaling pathway.
AUGGGUGAAAUGUCCGCUUUGCUGAUGCUGCUCCUCAUCCAGUGUUUCCCCAAACUACUUGCCAACAACUUCUCAGCUUCGCGGCAGGUUCGACUGGCGGUCUUCUGUGAUUCCGGAGUCCAUAAGGAGUGUGUUGAUGCAUCAGCAUCCAAUCUCCUCAAUUCCAAGAUGUUUUCACUUGCAAACUGUAGUUAUUUCCUUAACGGAUCAGUGUUGAACGAAAAGAUGAUACGAAUUCAAGGAAUAGAGAGGUUUGCACUUCAGCUGACACAAAUGAGACCUCAUUUCGUUCUUGCAGUGGGCGAUGCUAAAAACGUCCAUGUAAUUUCAAUUGUGUGUCGUGCUAUGGGGAUUCCUUUGUUUGGAUACAUAACAUCACCAGAAAAACACAAUGUAAUGUACAGUAAAAGUUACAUAUCCCUCAACUCGUCACCGUAUUCAGAAGGAGCUGCUCUGGCACACGUCAUCGGGAAGUUCAACAUGCCGCACACCGCGGUGCUCAUCGAGAACUCCGACCUCAACGACGGAUUCCUGGAGGGAUUCGAGACGGUAGGGGAGAACAGUGACCUGGGCCGCUUCAAGACCAUCAUCCUGCGCGAGGGUCUGGCGGUCAGGGAUGUGGAGUACUUCCUCACGGAGCUGUCCAUCAGUGGCUGGAAGAUCCUCGUUCUGCACUGCCACUCCGAGGUCAUGCUGUCCAUCGUCAAAGGUACGCUUGGUUCCUUCUCCGAGACCGCCCUUGUUACCUCCCCUGAAGCCGUUCAGAGACUCCCUGAGGGACUACUGGCGGUCCAGAGCUUCAGCGCCUCUGGUGUGACUGGUAUUUUCAACAGAACUUUGUAUUCCAUUGCCAACGCGUGCCUUUGUGAACUCAGGUCGUCGUCACCGCAGUCUUCAUUCCCAAGCCUUUCUCCUGUGAAAUCUUCGUCCAUUGGUGGCUGUGUACAGAUUCCUGAUAAUGUGUAUUUUAAAGAACAUUUUGUCAAAGUUUUGAGAUCCAGGACUAGGUGUGGCAACAAAGACACUCUGACUGCACCUCCAAGUGAUGAAGCAUUUCACCUGUUAAACUUAGUGCACGAAAGACGGGAGGGAAACAUCUGGGACAGGGUGGGCUACAUCACGGCUGAUGGGGAGUCCAAUCUGAAAACGGUUCUCUGGCCUGGACGGUCCAUAUACGGGCCAUCGGCUAACGUUGAGAAAACAUAUCGCGUCGUAACCAGACCGGCGGAGCCAUUCGUGUUUAUCCAGGGCCCCGUCGAUCACCCGUCCGACUGUUACACUGAUCUGCCUUGUCUUGAGGUGAUCGACCCAAAACCUCAGUCCACAGCCUUUGUGAUAGAAACCUUUCUAACGACCCACGGAUACAACCAGACAGGAUACCGCGUCCACUGUUGUAAAGGUCUGACUUUGGAUCUACUCUACAAGCUGGCGAUAGAUCUGAAUUUCAGUUUUGUUCUGUAUUUCGUGAAUGACACCAACUACGGAACCUACAGGAACGGCGAGUGGACGGGGAUGGUGGGCGACAUCGUCAACGGAGAGGCCGACAUCGUGGCUGGAGCGUUCAGCGUGACGUCGGAGCGGCUGAGCUCCAUCUCGUUCACGGAACCUUUCUUCCAGAACACCUUCGCCAUCGUGACGGGGGCCAACGGCAGGUCCAUAUCGAUGUGGGCGUUUCUCAGUCCCUUCUCCUUCCAGGUGUGGAUCUGCAUCAUGAUCAGUUCCGUGGUGGCCGGGGUGGCUACCUCUGUGCUGGAGUGGCGCAGUCCGUUUGGCCUGAACCCGCGAGGCAGACGGCGCGACAGACAGUACUCGCUGGGGUCCGGUUUGGUGAUGGUGCUGGUCUUACUCACGGGACACACAGUCAGCGUUAAGGCGCCCAAGAGCUGGCCGGGCAAGGUCAUCCAGAACGUCUGGGCAGGACUGGCCAUCUUCAUCAUGACCAGCUACACGGCCAACCUGGCGGCUUACCUGGCAGGCCAGUCUGCGGUCGUCAUGCUCAAGAGCAUCUUCGAUUCCAAACUGCUGUUCAAGAAAGUGUCCCUAAUCAAGUCCAGCGCAGUGGAAUCAUUCCUGUCAAAGAUCAACCCUGAUUUAUCAAACCACGUGAGAUCACAUUAUACACAUUCAACCGUAGAGGCCAUACUAAAAUUGAGAGCACGUGAGAUCGACGUGUACCUGGACGACAGUCCUCUGUUGGAGUACGCCGUGUCCAGACUCGACCAGUCGUGCAGUGUCCGCUUUGUUGGGAAGGGUUUCGGAACUGACGGGUACGCAUUUGGACUCCAGAGAUUCUCAUGGCUUCAGGUUCCAUUGUCGAACCGAAUCCUCCAGUAUUCGGAAUCCGGCGUGUUGUCGGACCUGACGAGGACCUACCUGACCAGACCGCACUGUGACGGCAUCUUGGCGAACAGCGCCGUGCAGUACGGGAUGGAACACACCGGAGGACUUUUUAUAAUCCUCUCCACGUCCGUCAUCCUGUCCAUGCUGCUCAUCUUCGGCGAGCACGCGGCCUACAGGUACUUCGUGCCGUGGAUCAGACGCAAACCGAGUACCAGCUGGUGGAAGAGCGAAAACCUCGCCUUUCUUAGCCAGCGUCUGUACCGCGUGGUCCGGAGCGAGCGGCUCUACUCUCAAAAGGAGACGGCCCAGGAGAUGAUGAAGAUCGUCAAGGAGAGAGACUUCACCCGGCUCAUUCAGAAGCAAGAGCUCCAGAAAAGAAAAAUUCCAAAGAAAAAAGAAAAGUCGAAGGCAGAAAUGUUUCAGGAACUGACUGCAAAUAUCGUAAGUUACCAACGACAGCUGAAGUCAGAACAUUCGGAAGAGCAGCUACACGACUGCAUCGUCCACCAGGAGACCAGCACCAGUCGCGUCAUCAUCAUGGUGAACGACAACCCUGUCCAGAUGGACAACACGUCUGACAUCAGCAACGUGGACGGCCUCCACAACCACGCCUACCACACGGACGACUCCGCAAGACGUCGUCGGGACAACAGCGAUGAUCGUCUGAACGAGGUCAUUGUGGACGAGGUGUUCGAGAAGGACGCUGGUGGUGGUGACGACGACGGCGACGACGACGACAUUGAUGGCGACGGCUCGUUCCCAAUUCGCCUGACAAAGGCUUACUCCACCUGGCCUAACUUGAAGCAGAAGACACUGGACACGGCUGCGUCUGAUGAUCCUGCUGUUGUUAACUCAAGACGCAUCAGCAGCAGCAGCAUCAACAGCAACAGCUCACCAAAAAACAUAAACAACGACAUAUGGGUCAUCUCCGACGGUGGUGCUAAAGACAACGAGAAAACUCGGUCCCCAGUCAAGAUCCCUGCUGGUCGCGGUGCGAAUGGGGAUCACGACACGAACUUGCAGAAAAACAUCACAGGUGGACUAUCCAUCGACUAUCAACCGCUGGACUAUUUUCAGAGAAACCUCCACCUGAAGGACAACCGAGUGAAGUCGACGCUUCGCCGACACGCCCUGUCCGGCUAUCAGUCCCACGUGCCCGUGGAGUACCUGGACGAAUGCACCAUCGAGGCCUUGUCCAAGGAGGAUCUUCUAGUCUUGUGGAAGAAAUCAGAAAUCGAACUGCAGACUCGACUGAACGAGACCUUAGUGAGGAAUCGAAAACUGUCCAUGGCCAUAGAUUAUCUCUUAAAACUUCAGACAAAUCAGGUUGGCGAGGAAGUCUGAUAGGAAUGGACCAUAGUUGGAAAAAAACAAAACUUAAUUUUGUUUCAUGAGGGAAGAAGUGGAAGUGACUUUUUUGUUACUGUCGUUGUUGUGACGGAGAAGGAAGUGGUUAUAAUACUGAUGAUUCACAAUUUGUCAUUAAUCAGCAAAAGUUGUCAUACAACAAUAGAAACAUAACAAGAAAUUACCAACGGUCGUGGUUUUGGAAGAAAUGAUUGUGAGGGGCGGGACGUAGCCCAGUGGUAAAGCGCUCCCUCGAUGCGCGGUCGGUCUGGGAUCGAUCCCCGUCGUUGGGCUCAUUGGGCUAUUUCUCGUUCCAGCCAAUACACCACGACUGGUAUA